This is a messenger RNA of Chrysoperla carnea, 998 nucleotides long. RefSeq lists its product as uncharacterized. The record is from RefSeq and is a predicted model, not a curated record. Lineage: Eukaryota; Metazoa; Arthropoda; Insecta; Neuroptera; Chrysopidae. The coding region runs from base 188 to 943 and encodes 251 amino acids. The transcript has a single exon.
AAAAGAAAAUAUAUCAUAGUGCAACAAAACGGUCAACAGAUGUCUCGACAAUACAAUGAUUACAUACAAAACAAAAGAAUGUUGAAUAUGAAAUAAUAAUAGUAAUAAAAAUAUCAACUAGUCACCGCCAGUGAGGCAAAAUGGCUGCUGUGAUGAACAUUGUUGUGCAGCAGUGUUGCUAAUAGUAAUGUCCGAGCGAGGUUUCGCUCAUGGCUCAGUUCGAAAAAGGGGUCAUCAACAUCAUCCCCGUUAUGAUGGAACAAGACGAAGAAAUCCAACACCAUUUAAAACAUCAAUAAAUUCGACAGGUUAUAACCUCCAAGAGAAUGUGUCAACUUGUGAUGAUGUUUUGACAGAUAGAAAACAAGUGACCACCAAUCAAAGUGUAAAUAAUAACAAUAAUACAGAAGAUCAAAGUCGUAUAAUUGAUCUAACAACCGUUGAAGAAGAUGUCAUCACCGAAAAAUUAGAUAAUGUUAAAUCACAUAAGAAUAAUAAAAAUUUAAAAAUACGAAGUCAUUCACCAAGAAAACCAUCACCACCACCAUCAACGAAGACUGCUGAAGAAGACGUCAUGUGUCAAGAUAUAUCAUUAAUGACACGAUCAGCUGGUGAAGGUUCGAGUCAAAGUGAUACCGAUGAAGAAGAUCCAGAAAUUGAAGAGUUGGCAAGUCUACGAUGUCCAUCAGAGCGUACCGAAGUGAUUGCUGAACGUGAAACAAGACGACGUCGCCGGUGUGCUGAUUAUCCUGGCCUAGCAUUUGGACGAUCCAUAUUUAGCUCGGAUACGAUGAUGAAAUUUUCAAUAAUACGCAAUGAAUUACAUAAUAUUAUGAAUACUCAACUUAAAAGGGUACGUUCUUUAUUCAGUUUUGAAUGCAUUUUUUUUCCGAUUUGUCUUUGUCGUCCCCACACAGACAUGUGGUGUAUGGUAUCUAUCUAGGUCCUCGUGGUUUGUCAAAUUGAUGUCACAUUAAGUGUCGGUCAUGUGCCGUCAU